Argentina anserina (silverweed cinquefoil) is the source of this 621-nucleotide messenger RNA. Its product is annotated as protein BIC2-like. The transcript has a single exon. NCBI's taxonomy places the organism in Eukaryota, Viridiplantae, Streptophyta, Magnoliopsida, Rosales, Rosaceae. Gene Ontology annotation, biological process: blue light signaling pathway. The record is from RefSeq and is a predicted model, not a curated record. The coding region runs from base 160 to 558 and encodes 132 amino acids.
ACGACGUGUAAUCCAAACCCCCACCCAAUAUUCCUUCUCCUUCUGCUGCUUGUGCUCCAUAUAUUCUCUCUCUCUCCCCCCCCCUACACAACCAGAUCUAGUAACAAGCUCAAGAAAUCCUCAUCAAAAGAAACAACAAGCUCAAGCAACCCUGUCAAUAUGAAGAGAACCCAUUACUCAUUCAUGGAGGAAAAUCUCAACAGCAAUGUUAACAACACCGCCAACCAGAUCAAUCUUCCUGCCUUCCCCGGGAAAAGAAGCAAACACUGCGGCCGCGGCCACAACGAGCUUGUGGGUUCACAGAACAUGUCUACGGCAGAGUGCUCGGGACGCGAGAGGCUGAAGAGACACCAGGACGAGGUGGCCGGGCAUGUGAUGAUACCGGAUUCAUGGGGGAAGGAGGAGCUGCUCAAGGAUUGGAUCGAUUACUCUCAGUUUGAUGCGCUGCUAGUUCCGACAGGGCUCAGCUCGGCUCGGGAAGCACUUGCUAUAGAAGGACGUCGUCGAGCAAGUAAAUUAGCCUCUCAAAGAGUCAUGAGGAUAGAGGGUAGGUGUUGAAGAUAGUGAAAGUCUUUGCAUUAAUUUCUAUUGAUAUUUAGAUAGUAAAUCAAACUUUUCAUU